Mus musculus (house mouse) is the source of this 4776-nucleotide messenger RNA. RefSeq names its product tetratricopeptide repeat domain 34 (gene Ttc34). The transcript has 9 exons. The coding region runs from base 243 to 3434 and encodes 1063 amino acids. The record is from RefSeq and is marked validated. NCBI's taxonomy places the organism in Eukaryota, Metazoa, Chordata, Mammalia, Rodentia, Muridae.
GACACUCUCCCUGGAAACUGGCCUUGCCUGUUCUGUGUCUACUGUGUUGGGCCUGUGUCUCUAAAGGCCCAGAGCCCCUGGGGAUGACCAGCAGCUUCACCCACCACCCCCAACCUGGGGCCUAAUAAGGAAUUUGAGUCAUCAGAACCUUCCCAUGUCCAGAGCCUUCCCAUGUCCAGACCUGGCUGGUUCGGCUUGUACCCAGGAAGACCGAACAUGAGCCAGUGGGGACUGAGACCGUGAUGUCAGCUCAGGAGCUCGUGGCCUGCCUCUGCCAGGAGGGGGACAAGCACCUGGCCCUGGAGGAGCUUCCCUUAGCCACAGCCUUCUAUCUGGCCGCCUUCAGCUGCCAUGCGCCUUCAGCCGUGCGGCAUGUACGGGCUCUCCUGGCUGAGUCGCCAGGGGCACCUGUGGUGGCCACCCUGGAGUCCUGGUGUUGUGGGGACAGCCAAAUCCCUGCUAUCCACUGGGAUGGCAUGACGGUGGUCUCCCUGACUGGGCCACUGGCCUCUGCCUUCCUCGGUGCCAUUUGCCCGGAUCACCCUGCCACUGUCCUGUACCUUUUGGCUGGCCUGCUGGCCCAAGGACGUCAUGUGGAAGUGGUGCAGCGCUGUAACACUCUGCUGGAUGCACACUCCAAGCAGGCCCUGGAGCUUCAGCUGACACGUGCCCUGGCCUGGGUUCUGUCUGUGGACCAGGCCAGAGAGGGCAUAGCUGCCUAUCUUCAGAACUUUGCCUCCAGCGCAGCCCGGACAGUGGCCUUCAUUCGUAGCCACCAGCAGCCCUACCUCCCCAGGUUGCUUGGCAGCCUCCAGAACUACCUCUCAGGACACCCGAAAACCAGUGCCAGCCAGCAAGAGACCAACUGCCGGGGACUACUGGAGGCCCUGGAUCCCAGAGGCAGCUGGAUGGGUGCCAUGUCACCGGAAGCUCUGCUUCGCAGAGGCCGGUUUGAGGAUUGCAGGGCGGCAUGUAGCCGGGACCUUCAGCCUGACUCAACAGGGAGUAGACCCCAAGGUGAGCACCUGGCGGCCCUGCUGAUCACCCGAGCGGCCGCCACCUUCUUCCAGGAUGGACCAGCUGGGGACAUGCUGCGGGACCUACAGGAGGCCUUCUGCGAGAGCCCCGCCGGCGCACGGAAGCAGUUCCAGGCCCUGCUGUCCGCGGAGGACCGCGAACGCCUGCAGGCACAGGCGCAGGAGGCCGCGGGCCUGGGCUUUGCCCGCUUCCUGGAGGCUGUGCGAAGCCGCGAGCUGCGCCGGGAUGCGGACCGCGAGCUCUUGGUUCCCGUGACGCGCGCGCUCCGCGUCCUGCUUCGCGUGGCACCUGCCCGACGGCGACCAGCGCUGGGCAUCCGCCUGGCCGAGUGCCUGCUGCUGGCCGGGGACGUGGCGGGGGCUCGCGCGCAGUGUGAGCGCCUCCUCCGUCCCAGGCGUCCGGGGGAGCGCGCGGGGGACCGCACCGGAGAGCACGCGCCGCUGCUAGCGCUGCGCGGCUUCUGCGCGCUGCACGCGGGCGAUGCGCGGCGCGCGCGCGAGGACUUCCAGGCCGUGGUGGAGCGCGCGGCGCCACACGCGGGAGGCUGCGUGCGCGCGCUGUGCGGCCGAGGGCUGCUACGCGUGCUGGCGGGUAGCGCCUUCCUGGGCGCGCUGGACUAUGUCACCGCCUGCCGGCUGCGACCAGAGGAGGCGCUGCUGAUCGCCAAGGCCUACGUGCCCUGGAACCAGCGAGGGCUGCUGCUGACCGUGCUGCGGGAGGAGGGCCGCAAGAUGCUGCUGCGCUCGCCGAGCUACGCGGGGAAGGCUGCGCAGGCGCAGGAGGGGGAUGCCUAUGGUGUUUACCAGCUGGCCACGCUGUUAAUUGGGAUGGAUGCAGAGGACGAGACUUCCUGCCUCUUGGCGGCUGAUGCCCUGUACCGCUUGGGCCGUCUGGAUGAUGCUCACAAAUCCCUGCUGGUGGCUCUUUCCCAGAGGCCCCAGGCAGCCCCUGUGCUGGUGCGGCUGGCCCUACUUCAGCUGCGGAGGGGCUUCUGCUAUGAUGCCAACCAGCUAGUAAAGAAGGUAGCCCAGUCUGGAGACACUGCCUGCCUCCAGCACAUGCUGGACAUCUUCCAUCAUGAGGACCUGCAGCUGCUGCAAGACCACUGCCAUACACGGGCAUUAAGCAUUCUGCGGGCUCGGCCAGGUGGGUCAGACAGCGAGGCCCACACCAGGGAAGCCAUCGCCUAUCUCUCUUUGGCCAUCUUUGCUGCAGGGAGUGGAGGCAGUGAGUCCCUCCUCGUCCGAGCCCGCUGUUACGGGCUCCUGGGUCAGAAGAAGACAGCCAUGUUUGAUUUCAACGCCAUACUUCGGGAGGAACCAGGAAAUGUGAAAGCUCUGUGUGGACGAGCUCUCGUGCAUCUGGCCCUGGACCAGCUGCAGGAAGCUGUGGAUGACAUGGUCUCCGCCCUGAAGCUUGACCCGGGCACUGUUAUCCCAGAGAUUCUCUCCCUGAAGACAGAAGUUCAGUUGCCCCUCACCCAGGGCCUGUACACGCGCUGCCGGGUCCUCCUGAACCAGUGUCUGCACACUGGGGUGCCCCUCAGGGAAGAGGACACUCAAGGCCUCCUUGCCAUGGGGAAGGCACUGAUUAGAAUAAAUGCUACACAGCCCAGUUGGCGCCUGCUUCUCACAGACAUCCUUACAGGACUGGGCAAGUAUCAGGAGGCCGGCACCCAUUUGCAAGAAGCGCUACACCUCACCCCAUCAUCAGAGGCUGCCCAGGCCCGGCAAGGCUUGCUCCAGCUUAAAAAAGGAGAUGUGUCAGCUGCUGUCCAUGGCUUGCAGUGCCUGGCAGAGAGAGAUACUCAGGACCUCGGCUUCCUGUUAUGCCUCCUUGACUCCCCAGAGCGGCAGAGUCUUGUGCAGACCGCUGCCAAGGAAGCAAGCAACAUCUUGGAUUUAGGGAAUCCGGGGCAGGCACUAAGCUACUGUUCUUUGGCCAUCCUGGCUGGGGGCAACAAUCCUUACCAUCUGCGUCUCCGGGUGGCCUGCUUGACCCAGCUGCAGGAGUAUGACAGGGCACUCAGGGACCUGGACCGGGUGCUGCAGCACCCUGCAGAGGACAGCGACCUGCCAAGACAGUCGGAAGAUUUCUGCACCCGGGGUCGACUGCUUCUGAGCCUGGGGGAUAAGGAUGGAGCCGCAGGGGCCUUUACCCAGGCUUUGGCCCUGGCACCAGCCCAGGCUCAAAACAGCCUGUUGGAGCAACCAGGCCAGGCCAUGACAGCCAGUGUGUUCCUGAUCCAUGGCCAGCGCUGUCUAGAGGAGGAGCACUUUGAGGAGGCCUGGACAGCAGUCCAGAAUGGACUCCUAGUGGACCCCAGCCACAGUGGGCUAAAGAAACUGAAGCUGAGAACUCGCAAGGUGGCCACCUCUGGCUGCAGACUACACUAACCUGCUUGACUCCUCCAGGGACCCAGUGCCCAUGCCAGCAAGCACAGCCCAGGCAGCCCCUUCCCUCAUAAGGCCGAGAGACCUCAGGCUUCCACUCAGCCUACUGUCCAAAGUGUCAGCGUGUGAUUUGGUGCAUCUGAGCUGAGACAGCUUUAUGUGGGCAAACUUCCCAUCCAGUCUCGAUCUCUGCCAGUGGGCUCCAGCCUGUCACCUUCACUACCACCAUCACCAAAGCUGUCACCAAAGCUGUCACAGGGGCCAGGCUGGAGCACUUCAUGCACUCACAAUGGACAGGACUGCUUGGCAUGACAUGGCAAACCUCUUCCUUAGCUUCUACUGUGAGGAGAGUGGGGUCUGAGACUUCCCUUUGCCCUGGGCUGCCUUCUCCGCACCUUCCUCCUGCAGUCCUUUUAGCACCGUUGAAAGCCACCGUCUGACCUACACAAACCAACCCCCCAACUCAGAUACAGGAUUCCUGAGCCUGCCCACCCCCAGGCAGUGAUGAAGUGACUGGAUAGGAUUAGCAAUCCCUUCUUAUGAAAGCCUCACCUGCCCUGACAUCCUUUCAUGGUCCGGGAGCCCUCCUCCCUACUGCUGUAAUACCUGAGACCUGCCAAGCUAUGCCUCCGUGUGUUCCAUAGGAGGUCCCAGAAAGGCUCUUCUGUGAGGCACACCCUGGUUCCUGCCACCCUUCCCCACCAUGAUCUCUAGGAUAGUCUGGUGCACAUCUCCACCGGGUUACCCUUUCACCCACCUCAUGUCCAUCUCUCCACCUGGGUGUCCCUUGGCACUGCAGACACCUGCGUUCAUCCAGCAGCACCAAGGUCAAGCAGUUGUCACCUGGGUGUGCCCUCGCAUCCUGUGCCUUUGCUGGCUUUCAGCCUAAGGUACCCUGUCAUGCCCAUUCCCUCCAGAACACCUCAGCCUUUACAUUCUAAACAUGAAGGAACUCAGAUCUGGCAGAGCUCCUCCCGGCUACCAGGGGCAUCACUCAGCACCUCAUGGUCUCCUGAGGUCUUAGCUCGCUCUCUCUCUGCCACUGAUCUGGCACCUUGCUGUGGUCUGAAUGGGUUCCCAGAAAUCCAUGCAUUGAGACCCCACCACUGAUGGGGUGUUGCCAGAAUGUGGGUCUUGUGGGUGGGGAGGAGUUAGGUUGUGAUGAUGGAGCCCUAAAGAUUGGGGUCUGUGGCUUUGAAGGCACUUCAGCCCACCCAUGUAUGAGUACUGAGUCGGGGAGUGCCACCUACAAACCAGGCUGCAGGCCUGUCCCCACAUACCUACCAGGGCUCCUCCUUGGAGUUCUCCUUCCACAGCCAUGAGAAAUAAAUCUCACUUGAUAAGG